UUGCGGUCGCCGCGCCUUGAGGGACCGGGGGUAGUUGCUGCGACCUUCCUUAUCCCUCCGCCCCCUCCGUCGAAUCCCACAGCCCGCCGGUUAUCGCGACAGCCCUCUGCUGCAUCGCAAUUAAGUCCGGCGGAAAAGCCCCGCUGUGCUUCCGGCACUGUUCGGGGCGUGUCUGGCCGCGGCGCCACCCGCGUUCUAUGGUCCGCGGCGCUCCCAGGGUCCCCCGCGCCGCGGCCGGUACCCGGGAGGAGCGCGGCGGCGGGCGCUGGCCUGUCCGGGGCCUGUCUCGCCCCGGGGCUGCGCCUGCCCGCGGCCGCCAUGGAGCUGGAGGUGCCUGAGGAGGCGGAGGGCUCGGCCGCGGCGAGUGCCGGUGCCAUCACUCCGGAGGCCGGCGUAGGGGGACCGGACGCGUCAGGAGGUCUGGGCCCAAAGAAGACAGCCAUCACUGAGGGCCCAUCAUUGCCAGGACAGCCAGGCCAAGGAAAGAAGAUUGGCCAUCGAAGUGUGGAUGCUUCUGGGGAAACCACCUACAAAAAGACCACCUCAUCCACUCUGAAGGGGGCCAUCCAGCUGGGGAUUGGAUAUACUGUGGGCAAUCUGAGCUCCAAGCCAGAGAGGGAUGUCCUGAUGCAGGACUUUUACGUGGUGGAGAGCAUUUUUUUCCCAAGUGAAGGCAGUAACCUCACCCCAGCUCACCACUACGCCGACUUCAGGUUCAAGACCUAUGCCCCAGUGGCUUUCCGGUACUUCCGAGAGCUCUUUGGGAUUCGUCCAGAUGAUUAUUUGUAUUCGUUAUGUAAUGAGCCUCUGAUCGAGCUGUCCAACCCCGGGGCCAGCGGCUCCCUCUUCUAUGUCACCAGCGACGAUGAAUUCAUCAUAAAAACUGUGAUGCACAAGGAAGCUGAAUUCCUGCAGAAGCUCCUUCCUGGAUACUACAUGAAUCUGAACCAGAACCCCCGGACCCUGCUGCCCAAGUUUUAUGGACUAUACUGUGUGCAGUCUGGGGGCAAAAACAUCCGUGUGGUGGUGAUGAACAACAUCCUGCCUCGAGUGGUGAAAAUGCACCUGAAAUUCGACCUCAAAGGUUCAACCUACAAACGCCGAGCAUCCAAGAAGGAAAAAGAAAAGUCUAGCCCUACAUACAAGGAUCUGGACUUCAUCCAAGACAUGCCCGAGGGCCUGAUGUUGGAUGCAGACACCUUCAGUGCUUUGGUGAAGACGUUGCAGCGAGAUUGUCUGGUAUUGGAAAGUUUUAAAAUCAUGGACUACAGCCUCCUGCUUGGGGUUCAUAACAUAGACCAGUACGAGCGGGAGCAGCUGUCGGAGGGAGCCCACAGCACGUCGGAUGAGAAGCGUCCCGUGGGGCAGAAGGCUCUGUACUCCACUGCCAUGGAGUCCAUCCAGGGAGGGGCUGCCCGGGGGGAGUCCAUAGACACAGACGACACGAUGGGAGGGAUCCCAGCAGUGAACGGCAAAGGAGAGCGUCUCCUGCUGCACGUAGGAAUCAUAGAUAUCCUGCAGUCAUACAGGUUCAUCAAGAAGUUAGAACACACCUGGAAGGCCCUUGUCCAUGAUGGGGACACGGUGUCAGUACACAGACCCAGCUUUUAUGCAGAGAGAUUCUUCAAAUUCAUGACCAACACGGUGUUUCGAAAGAAUUCCUCUCUGAAGUCGUCCCCCUCGAAGAAGGGGCGCAGUGCCUUGCUGGCCGUGAAGACGGCGGGUCCCACCGCGGCGUUCUCGGCCAGCCAGCUGGCCUCCGACAAGGAUGACACCCAGUACGACCUGCGGGCGGCCAGGAGCUACCCCACGCUCGAUGAUGAAGGUGACAGCCCCGCUCAGGGUGCUAAACCUAACAAGGACAGGGAAGAAGCAGGCAGGCCAGACCUGCUCCCUUGCACUCCUCCUUCCUUUGAAGAAGCUACUACGGCCUCCAUAGCCACAACACUAUCGUCAACAUCUCUCUCUGUUCCCGAGCGAUCGCCCUCGGAGAGCUCUGAGCAGCCCAGGUACAGGAGGCGUACACACUCCUCAGGGCAGGAUGGCAGGUCACACGAGGAGGUGCGGGUCGAGGAGGAGGUUCAGGAAAUCAGUGUCGAGCUGGAGCCCAAGUGUGACGUUGAGAUUGUAGCUCCUGAGGAAGAAGUCAAAGAAGAGGCAGCUUCUUCAGCCUGUGCCAUUGUCACAUCCACAGCCACUGUAGAGGUGGAGACAGCCAGCCAGGCCUCAGAACCAGCCAGCCAGGCCUCGGAUGAAGAUGACGUGCCAGUCACAGACAUAUACUUUUAAUCUCUAUGCAGACACAGAAGUCCCAGAGAGCAGCGAUUCCCUCUGCAGGUCGAUGUGUUCCCUUUUCGUUGAUGCAGCCAUUCCAGUGGGAUGGGGAAGAGCUUGCUGACACCAGUAUUGCUGCACUGCAGGAUCCCGGGCACUGCGUUUCAGAAUGGAGCAAAACUAUAACCAUGUAUUUCUACUUACCCCAGACGUGGGCAGCAAAGAAACCACCCGUUCACCCGCAGCUCCUAGCAGAGAAUUCCAGCUGGGUGUAGAGAAUCCUGGGUAGUAACACAGUGUUUUCCAGAUGUGCACUACCGUAGCUACCUAUCCAUGUGUGAUACUGUGAACCUUUUUAAUUUUUUAAUCAUGUAUUUAUUUCUUUUAUCUUUGCACAGAGACAGCACAAAUGUGCUUUUUUAAACAUUUAGUUUACUGCACUUUUUUUUUUUUCUCCAUAUAUUUGUGCAUCAAAAAGGAGCAUGAGACUUCACUGAAGAAUGGGUAGGAGCACGUUGCUGGGGAGGGCAGGGAGCGGAGUGGCUUCAUGUGAGGCAGCAGUGUGGUCUGACCAGCUGAGUGAGUCAGGAAGUUUAAGGCUGUCCAGACUCUGCCACAGUUUUUCCAGGUGGCCCAAGGCGAGUCACUAAACCACUCUGUGCCUCGAUUUCCCCUGUGCUAGUGGGUGCACAGUACCUGCUUCUGUUACAGCACUUAAACCCUGGGAUGAAAGGUGCUAUGAAAAUGCAAUGUAUUAAAGGCCAUGGAAUAGAAUUGCUCCCAUGUAACCAUAGUCCAAAGCAGCCAUGCCGAUUCAUUUGGAUCCAAACUCUCUAGUGACUUCUCCUGUCUGUAACACUGUGCGGGGCAGCACAGUUCCUGGUGACAGUGACAUGGACACCUCAGCUCUCCCUGAAGUCGUGAUGGGUUCCACCUUCACCCUGUGCUGCACUGCUGCGCCACCCCUCCCUCUGUGCUUGGAGUCUGCACCUCAUCCGACCUGCCACCUCCUGCUCCAGCCCCACAGGCACAGACAGAUGGAACUGGGCACCUCCCAAGCCUGGCCACGUUAGAGGGCAAGUUCCCCACUCUGCCCAGCCCACGUGGGGCUUGUCCAGACCCUGCAUCCUCCUGGAGCCACUCAGCCCCUCACGUGCUUGUGGGUGUACCCUGGGGUCAUGGACACUUGGUUCACAGUGCCCUCUGCCCCUCAGGGCAGGCAGGGAGACAAGGGCACGUUCACACACUGGAGGCAGGAAUGGGAGCCUGACUCUGCCACGGAAUUGUGCCAACUGCUGUGCUCGGGGACUCUGGACAGAAAGCUGGGUGACUGGGGUGUUGCCUGGGGUCACAUCUGCUGGUGGAAAUCCCUGCUGCGGGUGUCUGAGAGGGUUGGGUUUGCAAGGGCUGUGUAAAGGUGAGAGAAUUGGAUGUCACGGGGUAGUGUUCAGGCUCAUCCAUCAGCAGGACACAUAUCAUAGCCUAGUCUGGAAUCCAGCAAUCCAUCCUCAUCUCCCACAGAGAAACCAGGAAGCCCUUUAGACCAGAAGGAGACAGUCUUGUCCGUUGCUUUGUGAACUUCGCUUGAGAAAGAGGGUUGAAAUCUCUUUAUUCCCUUUACAAUCUUCACUGCCCUUGGGAUUCUUUGUAGAGGGGUGGAGAAGUGGGAUCCUGCUCUCAGGCCUCAGUCCCCACAAUCUGUCUUCACAGCAGCACUCAGGAGUGGUUGUGUUGGGUCCCAGAAGGUAGCUGGGCUGAUGGCAAGCUCUUCCUUCUGUACUGUGCUGAACUUAGUGAGAAUCUUCAGGAAUUGAUGGUUUUUUCUUGCCCAGAAUGCAGGACCUGGACUUCCCUUCCCUACCUGUAGAUGCAGAAGGCUGUGAGUUGUGCUUCUUUGGAGCACAGUCUGGGGAUUGUGCAAGUUGCUGCUGUUCAUGUAUCCAUGUAUUUACCAAAUAUCAAAAGUCGAUCUCAAGAAAUUCUCCCCUUUCUGUUGCUGCUUGGCAGCUCGUUCUCCCGGCUGGAGCUCCUGCCCCACCCCACCUGGGGGGCUCUGCAGGCUGGGGGGGCUCAGGGGUUGGUGGAGGGGAAUGGGAGCCUUGCAAUGCCUACAGCCUCACCUACCUUAGGGCUCAAGGCAAGGGGCUUCAAAAAGAUAAAAAUUCAACCUCAUUUUCCUCCAGCAGUGUGUGUAGAAUGGCCAGAGGGAGCCACAUCUAUGCUGCAGCUGCUGCUGUUGGGUGCUGUGCUGGAGGAGAGGGCUCUGGGGGGAACGGGUGGGCUCGAGCUGUUCUGACCCUGCCCAGUCAGGGGCUGGAGGGUUUGGCCUCAUCAGGACUUUCCAGCCACUUGAAAUCAAGCAUCUUUUUUGAGAUGGUUUAAGCAUCGUUGAUGGAGAUUUUAUUCUUUCCCCUCAUUUCUAGGGGGUCUCUAAAGCUGCUUGGCCUCUGUGCAAGGAGUGUCCUAGAAAAUGAGAUUUGUGAGCUGGAGCUGUGCUUGGGUGCUGAGAGAGGGGGUGAACCCAGAGCUCCUGCAGCACGUUCAUUCGAAGAAUUGUCUUCCCUUUCUGAGAAGAUCCUUGUGCAAUUCUGUAAUGCUGGACCCUUUGGAUCAGGUCUGGAUGGGGUGGGAUAGUCCUGUAAGAGGACAGGCAAAGACUUAAAACAGCUUUGUCAAGGGGACAAGAAGGAACCUUCUUGUAGGCAGAUGUUGAUCUGAAAUGGAAACUGCCCCUGUUCAGGCGGCACAGUCCCUGCCAUGUCAUCUCCUGUCCCAGCAGCUCAGUGCUGAGAAACUGUUUGGCCUCUGCUUCCCAUGGAGGCUGAAAGGACCUUGGAUUUUAAAGCUCAUUCUUGGUCCCCCUCUGCAUGGCACUGCAGGGGAGCAGCAGAAGCUCUGGGGCAUGUCACAGGCACUGCCAGUGCUGCCUGGGCAGGAACAGCACUUGCCCAUGGCAAAGAGCACCCUUGGUCUGGGUGUUCCUCCAUUUCCACUUCAGCUUAUUCUGGACUUGAGCUGCUGUUCUCUGCCAGGUUCUACUGAGUGACCCAGCAGGUGCUGUCUUGGCUCUCCAUCUUUAAAGGAGGCACCACGAGUCUUGUACUCUGAGAUUUGACCCCACAGGACAGCCUCAGGCUCUGUGUGACAUGCCCUGACCAUUGCCUGCUGCUGGGGAUGCAGGUGAGCUCUCCCUGCCAGGUAAGGGGCUGGCAGGAGAAAAUGGGCAUCUCUGUCCUUGAGUUUGCAGUCAGGCUCCUGUAAAGGCUCUGGGGCAAACCCAGAAGCUUGUAGAGAUCCUCAACACGUGCAGAGGGGAUGCAGCUUUUGGUUGCCGCUGCCUCUCUGGCCAGGUGUGCUGGAAUCGCACUUAGGGGAGUUUUUUAGUGAAACACUCACAGACCUUGGUCCAAGAUAGGCAGAGGCGCUUACAGGGUUCCAUCGCUCACAUUCCUCUUCUCAUUCCCAGCCACUGCUCCAGCGCUGCCCAAAUGGAUAAGGAAAAAGCCAGGGCUGAGGCGUCUUGGCUCACGUCUGAGGGGUUUUUUCUGUCCAUGUCUACAUGCACCAAGUCUGUCCUGGUGGCUGUCCCUCUUCCCACCCACGUCUGUCCUGGUGGCUGUCCCUGUCCCCACGCGUGUCCCGGUGGAUGUUGCUGUUCCCACACGUGUCCGUGUCCGUGCUGCGCGUGCACCGUGUGCCGAAUGUACGGCGGAGGGGGCGCGGCCGCUGCGGCCGGACGGGGAGCCGACGGUGGGGUGCUAUCCCGUCUCUGUGUCGGGGGCUCGAGGCCUGGGCGGUUUUCUUUUCUCGGUUGUUUUGAGGGUUUUCCCCCUCCUUCUCCGGGGAGCCCGUUUUCCAGAGAUCUGUACCCCGCUCUGAUAAAGCGUUCUGCAGUCUG
Messenger RNA from Oenanthe melanoleuca, 6172 nucleotides. RefSeq names its product phosphatidylinositol-4-phosphate 5-kinase type 1 gamma (gene PIP5K1C). NCBI's taxonomy places the organism in Eukaryota, Metazoa, Chordata, Aves, Passeriformes, Muscicapidae. Gene Ontology annotation, molecular function: phosphatidylinositol kinase activity. The record is from RefSeq and is a predicted model, not a curated record. The transcript is spliced from 18 exons. Bases 319 to 2289 code for a protein of 656 amino acids. Gene Ontology annotation, biological process: phosphatidylinositol metabolic process.